Molecule: messenger RNA, 3972 nt
Organism: Penicillium oxalicum
Lineage: Eukaryota; Fungi; Ascomycota; Eurotiomycetes; Eurotiales; Aspergillaceae
Product: nucleoporin Nup120/160
Exons: 3
Coding region: 1-3972 (1323 amino acids)
Cellular component (GO): nuclear pore
Molecular function (GO): structural constituent of nuclear pore
Source: RefSeq, a predicted model, not a curated record
AUGGCGAAAAUUUACAAAGACACCAGAAUUGACCUCCGGCCAUUCUCACCGGCGACGACCGUGAAUUUCCAGGUCUCGGCCGAAGAGAGACCAACCCGUCGGCCUCGCUUUUCUAUUUCCUCUGCGCAGGAGCAAUCCGAUAUUCCUAUUGCCAAAGAUGAAGAAGAAUUUGCCCGCAGAUACCUCGCGACACAAGGCGCAGUUUACUUCCGCAAGCGCAAGACCUAUCCCAGAACCUUCGUGUGGAGAGUCGUCAAUGACAACAAGACGUUGGAGAUCCAGUGCGCAGACUUGACCAAGAGCGGCACAGAGCACCAUGAGCAUGACAUCACGCUCCGGUUACACUUUACCGAUCAGAUUCUUCCUGCUGGUGUGGCUUUGGCUGACUCGGAGGAGCACGAAGUUCUGAGUGUCUUCGUCAUCACGGAAUCGAAGCAGCUCCAUACCUUGUCCCUCCGAUCUGAGUUCUUCCGACGAUCAGAGUCAAUCGAUGACAAUGUGAGCGAAUGGUGUAAAACCUGCACUCCUGCACCCUUGUCAUUCGCAAACCCUCACAGGCUUCACGCCAGCACUCCCCAAGAGCUCUUCAUCGCCCUCGACAGUGGUGCGCUUUUGCGAUUGACGCGGAGAGCCGGUGACGACGGCUCGCAUUGGACACCUCUCACCUUCGACGAACGAACAUGGGGCGCAUCGAUCCGUGGCCUAGUGAAAUGGCACGCUACCUCUACGAUCAAGCACAAUGGACGGAAUCUCGACUUGAACGUCGCCAACGCCAUUGCCACGACAUCCGAUGACACCUAUGUUUUUGCGAUUUGCUUGAAUCAUACCCUCAAGAUUUGGAAUCUCGCCACCAACAAGCUUGCGGCGACAAAAGACCUUUUGGGUCGCACCAUGGACCCCGAUGCGGUCCCCUACACCUUGAACCCCGCCGAGACGUCCUUCAUUCGGGUGUUCAACGCGGAAAGGGCGAUGGAUGGGAGCCACAGAUAUUAUGUUGUCACCUACUCUCCCUUCGAUGACGGGCGCUUCAAAUUCUGGGCAGUCAAGGGAGGGCUGACAUCUGACCUGGUGAUUGAAGAUCUUUAUGCCGAUGCUGUGUUCCGGCCCAUGGACCCUGAUGUAACGGGUAAUAUGUUCUGGAGCAUCGCAGAUUUCCAUGUGAAGUCAAUGGAAGAAGGAAAAGGCAUGGAGUUAUGGGUGCUAUGGAGAAACCACGGUCUCUAUCAGCUCUACACACUACACUUUGAUUUACAAACUCUCGUCACGGAUUGGACCUCAAAUUGGGUGUCAACAGCAGCCGAGACUCAUCGCCAGCAGUCACUCCCAGCCCCGACAUAUGAAGAGGCUGACGAUCCGACUGAGAAAUGGCUGGCUUAUCUCAUGCAUCCAACUCGGUAUCUACCGGAGGUCCUGGAGACUGCGUUGGCAGUGUAUCAGGAAGCGCUCAGGCCGUUAUCGUCAACCUCCUCCGGUGCGCUCAAGAAAGAUGUGCCGUUGGCCGAGAGGCUCUGCUCGACGAUUGCGCAAAUGGUUUCUCUUCGUAGAUACACCGACGAUGAGAUGGACUACUCCCGAUACCGGAUGGACACAGAUGCCAAGUGGCGUCAGUUUUGGCAAGUUGCCGAGGAUCUCAACAAGCGCAGAUUCGAACCGAUUUCGCUUGCUUACGACUCCUACCACGAAAUGCCCUGGCUUCUGCUUUCCGACUCGUGUGCUGUGAUCAGAGAAUGCAACACGGCCGAAAUACUUAUACACAAUUCGAGUUCCGAACUUCGCGAGGAGGGGCCCAAGAUUGUGGACCGAUGGAGACACCGAAAUUUGCACGCCGAGCUCGGAAAUUUGUACGAGCAAGCUUCAUCCUUGAUCAGAGUAGCCUCCGAUUUCAGGAAAAAGCUGUCUGCGGAGCUGAACGCAGCCUGUCGCGCCGCUCUUGAAAGCGAGAUUUUCACUGAACCUUCUUCCUCGAUAAAUGAUCGCAUGGACAACUUCAGAGAGCGCUGCGAAUUUGGAGAUCGCAUUUCUAACAAAACAUUUGAUGGCCUUGUCGCGGCUUUGAAUGAGUACCAGGAUGCAGAGAACCUGUCAAGUGAUCCGUUCUAUGCUAUCCUUGACACCGUUCCUGUUGGCUUCACUGGUAAAGACUCUGGGCUCACAUCAACUUCUUUCGGCGCACGAGCCAUUGUUGGUGGUGCGCUGGAGACAAUCUCCCUUACGCGCCAGAUCUUGUACGAUCUGUUGAUCCUGGUUGUAUUUGUCGACGGCGAGAUUGAGCAAGGCGACCGGUCAACUUUCCAUGCCACUGAUCUCUUCUCCAGCCUUGUUGACUCACUUCGCGAAUAUGAAAUGAUCAAUUGGCUCAGCUCAAAUGUCCGGAAGUGCCGCGACCGCGUCGCUAUCAGCAUGGGGUCUGGGGCGUCUACUCCUGUCUUUUCUUUGAAGGAAAGAAAGUCAACUCAGAGCAAGAAUCUGCGUACAGCCACCGUUCUGGAAGAUCUUUUUGUUGCGGACAUUAAGCCACGUCAACCGAUCGGUAUGCCUCAAAGCUACACACUCACUCUCGGUGUUAGAGAUUUGCUUGCCUGGGUCACGAGACCUGGCGAAGUCACUUACGCCAACGCGUUGGCAUACAUUCAAUGCGACCUUCUCGCAAAGGACAAUCUCGAUCUCGCCUGGGAUUUCCUCCGUUUCCAAGCAAGCACUCCCUGGGCAACCUAUGUCAAGGGACGCUUGCAUGUUGCAAUGGCCGAGUAUGACAUUGCAGCCAUUUACUUCCGCAAGGCGGCCUACCUAUUAUCUUGUGGCAAACCGCUGGGAAAUCUACACGAGAUGUCCUCUACGCUUCUGGAUCUGGUUGCCGUCAAUUGCUUCCAUAAUGGCAUUCCGAAGUACUACCAGCAUAUCCUUUCCGUCUUUGAGCAAGCGCGCUCGUUCUCCCACGUCGCCGAGUUUGCCAGCCUGGCGCUGCGAGCAUUGGACUCGGAGCCUUGGGCUGAGCACGACCCAGGAUACACCCAGAUGCGAACCGACCUGCUCUCUCGCUUGUUCUUCGCGUCGUUGAAAACCUGCCAGUUUGAUCAAGCUUACUCUGCCUUGGCUCGGUACCAGGAUCUCGCCCUGCAGAGGUCCGCACUUAACUCGCUCAUCACAAAUAUUCUUGCUGUUUCCGGGCCAGGUGUUGCUGGAAUCCAGCAGAUUCUACGGUUCCCCACCGCGCUUGUCCCGAACAUCGCCUCUCAUGUCGAUGAGAUUCUCGUCUCUCUAGCCCGGAAGCAGAAUACCUUCACAUCAUGGGUUGACAUCGACAAUGACGAGGUUGACAUCUCAUCGAUCGAUUACAACCGCAUCCUACAGGCUUACCGGGUCGCUCGUAACGAUUACCGUGGCGCCGCUGAGAUUGCGUACCGCAAUGUGCAGCGCCUGCGUCAGGCAAGAGAUGCGCCUUCGUCUGCUCUCGUCCGCAAGUCACUGAGAGAAACCGAGGUUGCCCAUGUGCCCGAGGACGACCAGGAGAGUAAGGAGAUCCGACAUGAACUCCUAUCAUUGAUCAACUUGCUCGCAUCGGUCGACAAAAAUGAAGCAUACAUCCUUGUGGAGACUAGCCCACCUGCAUCACCAACCGAAGGAACAAGUUCGCUCCAUUCCAAACGCCGACAUCAAGAUGAUGAUGAAAAUGUUUUCAUGGAGGAUGCCCGCCCUGGGUCUUCAUCCCCUAGUGAAGACAGACGCAGAUCAUUAAGUCGAGCAUCAUUCACAUCCUCUGACCGCAGAGGCAGCCGUGGCAGCAUUUCUUUCCAAUCGCCACUUGAUGCACCCCAGAAGCGAGUCAUUGUCACUCUUGAUCAUCUUCGUCGCGAGUACCAAUCCGAACUCGAUCGAGUGAGCCGCAUUGAACGCGGUGACUGGGAAUUCGGAUUACUGGAGGAUGACGAUGAGGAGGCAGCCGAUGAUGAUGAUACGAUGGAAAUGUCAUAG